Molecule: messenger RNA, 3876 nt
Organism: Erpetoichthys calabaricus (reedfish)
Lineage: Eukaryota; Metazoa; Chordata; Cladistia; Polypteriformes; Polypteridae
Product: NACHT, LRR and PYD domains-containing protein 3-like
Exons: 12
Coding region: 86-2992 (968 amino acids)
Cellular component (GO): cytoplasm
Molecular function (GO): protein binding
Source: RefSeq, a predicted model, not a curated record
CAGUCUAGUGGUAUCACAAUCCUUGGGCAGAAAGGACUCUGACUGCAACUUUCAUGACGUAUUCAGCCCUCUUCACGUCUUCAAAAUGGGUCCCCACAGUUCCAAGACCAAGGAGAAGUCUGGAGAGGCACAUAGUAAAAGGAGAAGACCUGAGGAAGAUGUUGCUGCACUGUCUGGUUUUAUAAAGAAGUUUUCAGGAGUUAUAAAAAUAUUUAGUCAUGAAGAUCUCCUUCAGAUGACUGAGUACUACAAGCCCUACCUGGCCUAUGUGAUUGAAUAUGACAUCAGGAGUAUCCUGCAAAACCUGGUUACUAAGCACAUCCUCACCAAUGAUGAAGCCAAGACAUUCAAAGCCAAGGAAGAGUCUGAGGGACCACUGGGUGUGGAGUAUUUCAUCACUGACCUAAUGGAGAGAAAAAGAGAGGUGCUGGUCAGCCUGUGGGUGGCACUGGCUGAAGAACUUGUGAGAUUUCUAUCACCAAACCUGACAAGAAUACUGGAGGAGGUGACAGAGUGGGGACCAGACGUCUUGAAGGAGAUUCAGGCCAAUCUCCAGCCCCAAUACAUUCACACUCAUAUUAAAGGCCUCCAUGAGAUGCACAAAGUCACCGUGUAUGAAUCCACAAAAAUACUGGAUGAUCAGUCCUCUUCCUCCACAGAUCCAAGUGCCAGAGCUGUGGGCUUUGAGACACGAUACACUGAGCUGGUGGUCAUUAAUAAGUACAGAAGAACCUACAGUGAGACUCACCAUGAACUUCUGGAAAUUGGGAGGACUCAUGCAGAGAUGGUGGAGGAGCGAGUAAAGGAGAAAUGUGAGCGAAUCUGGACUGAGCAACUCUUUAGAAGGAGUCCUGGAAGUGAGAGUCCCCCUCACAUUGUAGUGGUCAGUGGAGUGGCUGGAAUUGGAAAGACCACUAUGGUCCAGAAGAUCAUGUUUGACUGGGCCAGAGGUGCUCAGUAUCAGAGGUUUGCAUUUGUGUUCAUGUUUAAAUUCAGGGAUCUUAACCUCCUAGACAACAAGAAUGAGCCACAGAUGCCUCUGACCAGGCUGAUUGUGAGGCACUAUAAAUAUCUCAAUGACCAGAAACUGAUAAAAAUCCUGAGUAAACCCGAAUCUCUCCUCUUUAUAUUCGAUGGCCUGGAUGAGUACAAACACAAACUGGACUUCACACAAAAACAGGUGUGCUCAAACCCAGAGGAGCUCUUUUCUGUCCAUGUCCUGUUGACCAGUCUGGUCAGUGGAACAUUACUCAAGGGCUGUUCAGUCCUGAUCACAAGCAGACCAACAGCUCUGGAGGUUCUGGACAUGGACAGAGUUGAUCGAUAUGCAGAGAUCUUGGGGUUCUUCCCUUUUCAGAGGUUGAUGUACUUUAAGAAGUUUUUUGAUGAUGCCGAUCUGGGUGCAGAGGUUUUUCGGUAUGUUGAGGAGAAUGCCAUUCUUUACACCAUGUGCUUCAACCCCUCGUACUGUUGGAUUAUCUGUUCUGUGCUGAAAAGCCACUUCAUGACACCUGAAGAAGAGCAAGGAAAUACCCCAAGAACUGUCACUGAGCUCUUUGUGAUGUUUCUUCACAACAUUCUGACCAACCAUAGGCGAGAAGUUGAGGACAGGCGGGGGAUUCUGGUCAAACUGGGAAAAAUGGCUUAUUAUGGGGUGGACAACAGGAUUCUUGUGUUUUAUGACAAGUCUGAGAUGUCCACCUUUGGCCUCCAGCCACUCUUGUCCUCUCCAUUCCUAUCUGGGUUCCUCAAAGAAAUACUGCAGAGAGAAAGCAGUUUAGAUCACACGACGUACACAUUCUUCCAUCUCACACUGCAGGAGUUCAUGGCCGCCUUCUCCUUCUUCCUUGAUCCAUCAGAUGGAGUUAAGAAUCUGCUUGUGAAGAUGGACUCUUGUAAAGAUGGCCGGUUUGAGAUCCUUAUUCGAUUUCUAGCCGGACUGGCCAAGCCUUCUGUGUUUAAAACACUGGAGAAAAUCCUGGGGUUGGUUGUGACAUACCCAACUGCUCGCAACUGUAAAGCCUUACGCUUAUGUCAUCUCACCCCAGACUGCUGUUUGGCUCUUGCCUCGGCUCUCUCUGCUGAAGCCCCACGUCUGACUGAGCUGGAGAUGAGAAACAAUAAUCUGGGGAAUUCAGGAGUGAGUCUGCUGUGUGAGGGGCUGAAGAGCAGAAACUGUAAAUUAGAGAAACUGGGGCUAAGGAACUGCGGUCUCACUUUAGGAUACUGCUCAGCUCUCUCCUCAGCUGUCUUUGCUGAUCAUUUACCCCUCACUGAGCUGGAGCUGGGACGCAAUAAGCUGGAGGACUCAGGAUUUUAUGAGUUAAAGGCUAUCCAGAUGCCCAAUUUAGACUUGCCCAUGUGUCAUCUCGACUCGUGUGGCCUCACCUCUGGAUGUUUAGCUGCUCUCUCCUCGGCUCUUUUCACUGAACACUCACAACUGACUGACCUGUGGCUUGGAGAAAAUAAACUAGAGGAUUCAGGAGUCCAUCUGCUAUGUGAGGGGAUGAAGAGUGCAAACUGUAAAUUAGAGAAACUGAGGCUCUUUCAAUGUGGCCUCACCUCUGGGUGCUGUGCAGCUCUCUCCUCGGCUCUCUCUGCUGAACACUCUCACCUGACAGAGCUGGACCUGAGAUGGAAUAACCUACAGGAUUCAGGAGUGUGUCAGCUGUGUGAGGGCCUGAGGAGUCAAAACUGUAAAUUACAGAAACUGAGGCUCUAUCAAUGUGGCCUCACCUCUGGAUGUUGCUCAGCUCUCUCCUCGGCUUUCUCUGUUGAACACUCACAUUUGACUGAGCUGGACCUGAGCAAAAAUAACCUGGAGGACUCAGGAGUGCGUCUUCUAUGUGAGGGGCUGAAGAACAAAAACUGUAAAUUAGAGAAACUGGGGGUGGAUGGUAAUGGGAUUAGCAAGAAACAGAGGAUGAAGCUGAAGGCACUAGAGGAGAAACUGAACAGAUCAGGAUGGCGGGUGACAAUAUCUACUGGAUAAGCUCCACUCUGGUGAUCAACGUGGCAUCCUAUUGGUGGCAGCUCAUGUCUGCCUCCCAAAAUAUCUACUCAGUUCUUCUCUUUGCUAUCUGAUUUUUUUGUAUCAUUUUUAUUUUUAAAUGUAAUGUUGCAGAGAUGAGUCUUCACCAGAUCAUCAGUCCUUUUUGAGUUGCUGAGUGGCUUAGAGGACCAAUCCAUAUAAACCAAGGAAAGCAGUGCCACCUAUUGUAGGACAUCAGCGUUCAUCACUACAGUGUGAAGAUUAUUGACAUGAGUUUAGGACAAUUUGGAGGGGAAACCCAACACAAAAUGAUAUGGUGCUGAGAGAAGGCUUUCAUAAGAGAGAAUUUCUCUUUGUCUUAUAAGUGCAAUUUAAUAACAGACAAAGAUAUGAUGGGCUGUCCUUCUCCUCUUAAUACAAAGCAUUUGUCUGAAUUGUUGCAGUGCAAUGCCAAAACUUUGUGCAGGUUUCGUCUGCCAAUUAUAAUUUUCUAACCAAACUUUGAAAUCACCUCAUUUAAAUUCUUUUUCCAUUUGUUUUCCUUGAUGAGGGUUUUAAUGAUGACAACGCAAUUUGUAAAGAGACCAACAGCCACCAGGGAGUCGGGGGGCUCAAUCCUUCCAAAGUAUCCUGGGUGGGAGUCGGGUGACUGAGGCCGAUCAGACUGAACUGGUAAAGGAUUUCGGGUAACUUGGCUCCCAUUACAUGUCGUACAUAAUGAACUGGACUGAAAAACACAAAUUUCUUGCUUCGGUCUUGAGUAUUGUGUGAAUUCAGCUGAUUUCAUUCAUUAUACAGAAAUGGAAACAACUAAUUUCAUCUACUUUGAAUUUGUAAAUUUACUGUGGAUUAAGUUAUAUUUUAAGUAAAUAAAAUUACAGAAG